Molecule: messenger RNA, 2725 nt
Organism: Apis dorsata (giant honeybee)
Lineage: Eukaryota; Metazoa; Arthropoda; Insecta; Hymenoptera; Apidae
Gene: Zw
Product: glucose-6-phosphate 1-dehydrogenase
Exons: 12
Coding region: 5-2632 (875 amino acids)
Biological process (GO): pentose-phosphate shunt, oxidative branch; glucose metabolic process
Cellular component (GO): cytosol
Molecular function (GO): NADP binding; glucose-6-phosphate dehydrogenase activity
Source: RefSeq, a predicted model, not a curated record
CAUUAUGUUAAUAAUAAAAAUAUAUAAUGUAAAUAUAUUUUUAUUUUUUUCUAUUCCUUAUUUAUUUGCCAUUGAUGGAAGUAUAAUAUUAAAAGAAUUGGGCGAAAAACAAUAUCAUUUAAUUAAAGCAAAAUCAUCCUUAUCUCAACAUGGAAUUUGUUGGCAAAAUGCUAUUAAAACAAUAAAAAUUGAUUGUAAUAAAUUAAAUGAUCAAGAACAUUCUCUUCUUGCCUUAAAAUUAACAAAUUGUUUUUUAAAAGAUAGUGGACAUGAGACAUAUGAUUGUUAUCUUAUUAAUUCAGAAUAUCAACGCAAAAAUUGUAUUAAUAAUAUGUCAGAUAGAGCAUUUAAUGUAUAUAAUGAAUUUUAUAUACAUACUAUGCACAUGUGUUUUUAUUUAAAUUAUGAAGCUUGGCAAGUUCAAACUGACAACAUGGUUAAACAAUUAUAUCAUGUUUCUUCUCGAAUGAAAGAACAAUUAUUAGAAGCUACAGAAAUGCAAGAAAUUAUACUUGAUAAUCAAAAACAGAGUCUACAAAUGCAAAAUAAACUUUUAAAUCAUGGAAAAGAACUUGGUAUUGUAUUAAAAUCUUCUUCUGAAAGUGUUAAUAAUUUAGUUAAAGAUUUCAAAGAAUCUGCAAAAGAUCAAAAAGAAUUAUUAUAUGAAAUCUUUUCAUACUUUCGUUCUUUUCAAAAUUGGAUUGUUGGAGAAGUUUCUUGGUUUCAAUCAAUUAUUUAUUACAUAAUUAGUUGUAUUUUAUGUGCAUUAUUUAGUUCUUCUAAAAAAACUGUAGAUGCAAGAAUCACUCUUUUUUCAAUUUUAAGUUUGAAUAUAAUAGUAGAACGAAUGUUGAUUCAAUAUUAUAAUAAUAUGCAUUAUUCCAAUGACAAUCAGAACUAUUUAUUGAAUACAAUAUGGAUAUGUAGAAAAGUAGUUCUUACUCUUUGUGCCAUUACAUUAUUCUGUACAUAUUAUUAUUAUAAAGAUGAACAAAUAGAAAAUAAUAAAGCAUUAAAACGUAUUGAACAUCAAUUAAACACUAUACAAGAAGUUACGUCUAUUUCUACUAAAUAUCCAAUUCAAACGUCCACUGAAGAGAGUUUGCACUUCAUCAGACAGUCGCUGAAAUCGAAAGAAAUGGAUCAUCUCGAAGGAAUUCAUUUUGAUCGAAAUUAUCCUCAUGUGUUUGUAACACUUGGAGCUUCUGGUGACUUAGCAAAGAAAAAAAUCUAUCCAACGCUAUGGUGGUUGUUUAGGGAUAAUCUUUUACCAAAAACUACCACAUUCUUUGGUUACGCACGUACAAAUAUGUCUGUGAACCAAUUACGAGCAAAAUGUCAUCCAUAUAUGAAAGUAAAAUCGGAUGAAGAGAAAAAGUAUGAAGAAUUUUGGAAAUUGAAUUAUUAUGUGGCUGGUCAAUAUGAUUCACAAAAAGGAUUCGAAAUGUUGAACAAUGAAUUGAAGAAAUACGAGGAAGGCUACAAUAUUACUAAUAGACUAUUUUAUUUGGCCUUACCACCGAAUGUAUUUGAAAAUGUAACUGUGCACAUUAGAAAUGUUUGUAUGAGUGAUAAAGGAUGGACUAGAGUAAUUAUAGAAAAACCAUUCGGUCGCGACGCGGCUACAUCACAGAUUUUGUCCGAUCAUCUCGCAUCCUUAUUCAGAGAAGAUCAGAUUUAUCGUAUCGAUCAUUAUUUGGGGAAAGAAAUGGUUCAAAAUUUAAUGACUCUACGAUUUGGUAAUCGAAUAUUCAGUCCAACAUGGAAUAGAGAUAAUGUGGCCUCUGUACAAAUUACAUUUAAAGAACCAUUUGGUACGCAAGGAAGAGGCGGCUAUUUCGAUGAAUUUGGUAUCAUUAGGGACGUCAUGCAGAAUCAUUUAUUACAAAUUUUGUCAUUGGUUGCGAUGGAGAAACCAGCGUCUUGUCAUCCGGAUGAUAUACGAGAUGAAAAGGUAAAAGUGUUAAAGUGCAUAAAGACUUUGACGCUGGACGAUGUUGUAUUAGGUCAAUAUAUUGGUGAUCCUGAAUCGGAUGAUCCUGAUGCUCGACUUGGCUAUUUGGAUGAUGCUACUGUACCUUCCGGUUCAAUUACGCCCACAUAUUCCCUUGCUGUGUUGAAAAUUAAUAAUGAGCGGUGGGAUGGUGUUCCGUUUAUCCUCAAAUGUGGAAAAGCUUUAAACGAACGAAAGGCAGAAGUUAGAAUACAAUAUCAGGAUGUUCCUGGCGAUAUAUUUGAUGGAAAAGCGAAAAGAAAUGAAUUGGUAAUUAGAGUACAACCAGGUGAAGCAUUAUAUAUUAAAAUGAUGACGAAAUCACCUGGUAUUACAUUCGAUAUGGAAGAAACAGAAUUAGAUCUUACAUAUGGUUCUAGAUAUAAGGAUCUAAAACUUCCGGAUGCAUAUGAACGAUUAAUUUUGGAUGUAUUUUGUGGCUCGCAAAUGCAUUUCGUACGUAAUGAUGAACUUUCGCAAGCAUGGAGAAUUUUUACGCCCUUGCUUCAUCAAAUAGAAAACGAAAGAAUUAAACCAAUUCCCUAUAAAUAUGGUUCACGAGGACCCAAAGAAGCAGAUGAAAUGGCAAAAGAAAAUAAUUUCGCUUAUUAUGGUUCAUACAAAUGGGUGAAACCAUAAAUAAAAUUUUUGUUAUGUAAUAAUGUACAAUUCUGUAUAUAUAUAUAUAUACAGAAUAUAUAUAGAAUAUAUACAGAAUAUAUAUAGAAUAUA